AUGAACGGUGUCAGCCCCCACAGCAUCAUCCGCGUCAUCCUGGCAAAUGUGCGUGAGCCCGUCCGCAAAUACCUUGAUGUCGUGCACACCUGCGAACGCCUCUGGUACGGCCACAUCUCCGUAUUCCAGGAGUUCGACAUCUGUUUCUCAGUGUUUCAGUGCGCCCUCAACGUGAUGCUCACCUACUUCGACUUCACCUGCUUGAUCUUUCCCCCGUCUAUUGCACCUGGUCUCGCCGAGCUCCCCAAGCUCACGUCGAGCAAACAACGCCGCAGAGUCGUGCUGGCCGGGAAAGAUAUCAAGACGUAUAUCUAG
Messenger RNA from Peniophora sp. CBMAI 1063, 315 nucleotides. The record is from the annotation of a GenBank genome assembly. NCBI's taxonomy places the organism in Eukaryota, Fungi, Basidiomycota, Agaricomycetes, Russulales, Peniophoraceae.